AUGAAGCUUUUCUCCAUCUCGGCCGCCUACCUGGCCGUCCCCAUGGCCCUGCUUGUCUCCGCCCAGACGCAGUCAAUGAACCAGGUCGGCUGCUACACCGACAGCGCUGGGUUCGAAAACAAGGGCUCAUACGCGUACCAAAGUCUGGGAUAUUGCGCCAAGGUGUGCAGCAAGGCGAAUGCACCGUAUAUGGGCCUGCAUGACGGUGCCGAAUGCUGGUGCGGCACUUCCCUGCCGGACAAGAAGUCUCUCGAGUCGGACGACAAAUGCAAUAAACCUUGUACCGGAUGGCCUGAGGAUCAUUGUGGUUCUGAUACGGCGUGGUCGGUUUAUCAACUUUCUGCCGCCGCGAAGCAGGUGACCGAGUCUGCGUCGGCUUCGACCAGCCUUGCAAGCGCUACCCCGGGAUCGAACAGCACGGCAUCGGCCACUACUGCGUCGGCCACUCAGUCGGGAAGUGCAUCCCAAAGUGCCUCUUCGACGGGCGCGACUCCCACAACUUCUACCUCGGCUGCGACUCGGCGGUUCAAACUUCCUUUUUUCCUUUGA
Molecule: messenger RNA, 549 nt
Organism: Aspergillus bombycis
Lineage: Eukaryota; Fungi; Ascomycota; Eurotiomycetes; Eurotiales; Aspergillaceae
Product: plasma membrane sensor transducer
Exons: 2
Coding region: 1-549 (182 amino acids)
Cellular component (GO): plasma membrane
Source: RefSeq, a predicted model, not a curated record